This is a messenger RNA of Pseudophryne corroboree (corroboree frog), 6388 nucleotides long. It is a transcript of the gene ACAP3, whose product is annotated as ArfGAP with coiled-coil, ankyrin repeat and PH domains 3. The coding region runs from base 437 to 2929 and encodes 830 amino acids. The transcript has 24 exons. Gene Ontology annotation, cellular component: cytoplasm. Gene Ontology annotation, molecular function: protein binding; GTPase activator activity. Lineage: Eukaryota; Metazoa; Chordata; Amphibia; Anura; Myobatrachidae. The record is from RefSeq and is a predicted model, not a curated record.
CAGACGCUCCCUCAUUAUAACACGCUAACGGUGAGUUCGCGGACGCUCCCUGGCGGUGACAGGCUGUGUGUAGCAUUGACUUUGCAGACGUUCCCUGGCGGUGACAGGCUGUGUGUAGUGAGUUUGCAGACGCUCCCUGGCGGUGACAGGCUGGGCUGGUAGCCGGCAGUAGGAGUCACGCUUGGAUCCCGGGGAGGGAGCAUAGUCUCCGGCGCUGAUAGCUGGAAUCAGCCGGUGCAUCCUGCCGGUGCGUGUCCCGGGACACAGCCUCCCUGCCGUCUCCUGGAUUGAUUAUCUAUUGUGGGGAUCUGCCUCCUAUGCAGCGUCCCUGUGUGUCCUGAGCCCUCAGUGCAGCAGCAGCAUCCUCCUCCUCCUCCUCCUGUGCUCCCGUCUCCACAUCUCUGCCUGCAAUGCACUGAGGACGGGAGCCGCAAUCAUGACGGUGGAUUUCGAAGAAUGUAUCAAAGAUUCUCCCCGAUUUCGGGCAGCGAUAGAUGAGGUGGAAACAGAUGUGGUAGAAAUUGAAGCCAAACUUGACAAGUUGGUGAAACUAUGCAGCGGGAUGUUAGAGGCCGGCAAGACCUACCUUACAACCAAUAAGCACUUUGUUAGCGGCAUCCGAGAUCUGUCCCAGCAGUGUAAGAAGGAUGAGAUGAUUUCAGAGUGUCUGGACAAAUUUGGGGAUAGCCUGCAGGAAAUGGUUAACUACCACAUGAUCUUGUUUGAUCAGGCGCAGCGGUCUGUACGACAGCAGCUCCACAUCUUUGUGAAAGAGGAUGUCAGGAAGUUCAAGGAGUCGAAGAAGCAGUUUGACAAAGUGAGAGAAGAUUUGGACAUUGCACUAGUAAAAAACGCUCAGGCCCCCCGCCAUAAGCCACACGAGGUGGAGGAAGCUACGGGUACCCUGACAAUUACAAGGAAGUGCUUCCGGCACCUGGCCCUGGACUACGUACUACAAAUCAAUGUCUUACAAGCCAAAAAGAAGUUUGAAAUUCUAGAUGCUAUGUUGUCCUUCAUGCAUGCCCAGUACACCUUCUUCCAGCAAGGGUACAGUUUACUAAAUGAGCUGAAUCCAUACAUGAAACAACUGGCCUCGGAGUUGGACCAAUUAGUCAUUGACUCAGCUGUAGAAAAGAGAGAGAUGGAACACAAGCAUGCCACUAUACAGCAAAGAACCCUCUUACAGGAUUUCUCCUAUGAUGACUCCAAAGCAGAAUUUAAUGUGGAUGCCCCUAAUGGGGUUGUUAUGGAGGGUUACCUCUUCAAAAGGGCAAGCAAUGCAUUCAAAACGUGGAAUAGGAGGUGGUUUUCCAUACAAAACAGCCAGCUUGUUUAUCAGAAGAAAUUGAAGGAUGUCCUGACUGUGGUGGUGGAGGAUCUUAGGCUGUGCAUGGUAAAACCCUGUGAGGAUAUAGAACGGAGGUUUUGCUUUGAAGUUGUCUCACCCUCCAAGAGCUGCAUACUACAAGCAGAUUCUGAGAAGCUCCGGCAAGCCUGGAUCCAAGCUGUGCAAGCCAGUAUCGCGUCAGCCUAUCGGGAAACGCCAGAUAACUACUACAUAGAGAGGCUCGACAGGACAGCAUCUCCGUCAACGAGUAGCAUUGACUCCGCCAGCGACUCACGGGAACGGAACGUGAAGGGAGAAAGCAUUUUACAGCGGGUGCAGAGCAUUGCUGGGAAUGACCAGUGUUGCGAUUGUGGGCAGACAGACCCCCGAUGGGCCAGUAUCAACUUAGGCAUCACACUUUGCAUUGAGUGCUCAGGAAUACACAGGAGUCUUGGUGUUCACUGUUCUAAAGUGCGUUCCCUCACACUAGAUUCCUGGGAACCAGAGUUGCUUAAGUUGAUGUGUGAAUUGGGAAACAGUACAAUAAACCAGAUUUACGAGGCAAGGUGUGAGCAGCUACGCCUGAAGAAACCAACAGCAGGAUGUCCUCGACAGAACAAGGAGAUCUGGAUAAAAGCAAAGUAUGUGGAGAAGAAGUUCUUGAAGAGGUUGGGCAGUGUAGAGGUAGAAAAUGAUAGGAAAUCUCAGAGAUGGAGCGUGAAGAAGUGUCAGCGAAACAAUAGUUCUGUCAGAGCACCGUCUGCGCGGAGGAAGUACAGACACGAUGGAGGAAACACGUCUCCAGCCAUGCUCUCCUCAGCUGCCAAAUUUGAGCGCAAGUUUCGCCGAGAUUCCCUGUUCUGCCCAGACGAGUUGGACUCCCUCUUUUCUUACUUUGACACAGGCUCCGGGCCACGCAGUCUGAGCAGUGACAGUGGCCUGGGAGGCAGCACUGAUGGCAGUAAUGAUGUCUUAGUAUUUGGCUCUGUUGUGGACAGUGUUACAGAGGAAGAGUGCGAGGUUUCAGAAGAAUCUAGUGGUGAAGUGGAGACUGAGCAGGAGCCUUCAGACCCGGAGGACCUGCGGGAACUUCACCCUGGAUUGUUGAUGUACAAGGCAUCUUGUGCCAGGAACCUGCCUAUUAUGGCUGAAGCACUUGCCAAUGGGGCCAAUGUCAAUUGGGUGAAUGAUGAGGAUGAGAGCAAGACCCCACUGAUCCAGGCUGUAAUAGGGGGCUCAUUGAUAGCCUGCGAGUUCCUGCUGCAGAAUGGGGCAGAUGUGAACCAGACUGACAUGAGAGGACGGGCGCCUAUACAUCAUGCAACAUAUCUGGGUCACACUGGCCAGGUCUGUCUAUUCCUAAAGCGAGGAGCAAAUCAACAUGCAGUGGAUGAAGAUGGACAAGAUCCCCUCAGUAUUUCCGUCCAGGCAGCUAAUGCAGACAUUGUCACUUUGUUACGACUUGCUCGGAUGAACGAAGAGAUGAGAGAAGCAGAAGGGCCAUUCGGACAACCAGGUCAAUAUCCCAGCAACAGUCCAACAGAGCAGCAGUACAGGAAAUGCAUCCAGGAAUUCAUCUGCCUUAAUAUAGAUGAGUGUUAGUCAGACUAAGGCCCUCAAGGAGGCGCAGCUGAUCCCUACUUUUUUGAACUUUUUCCACUAGCUGCUCUUGGCAUCCUUUUUUUUUUUUUUUUUUUUUUUUUUUUGAAACCUGCAUGGGGUUUAUCUUCUGGCACCAGGGGAGGGAAGAAUGACCAGGGGCACAACUAAACCAAAAGUUUUUGGAAGGGUCUGGACCAAUAUUACAAUUUUUUUCUUCCUCAUCACUGCCAAGAGCAAAAGGAAAGAUGUUUUAAUAUUUUAUGUACUGUUUAGCACUUUUACAAACUGUGAUUCUUUUAGGCUUUUACUUUAUCAAUAUCAGAGCAGACACUGGGAAGACGGAGUCAGCGGGAGACUUGUGGUUCUUCUGCCUCUUUAGUGCCUGACUAUAUAUUUAUUUAGGGUGAAGUUGAAGUGACCCAGAUGAGCCAGUGAAAGGUACUUAUACAUUCAGGGACCUUGUUUGUGUCAGCUGCCUAUCUUAUUUUAGGUUUCUUCUCUCGAUGCAUUAGGGUGGUUGGCUUUGUUGUAGCUACAUGCAUUUCAGUGACUGAGGGGUGGGGUUUGGAAGUCAGACUUAGAUAGUGGAGGGUUCCUGGGCUAUUGCUGUAAUGCUGCAUGGGAUAUCCGUAGAUGCCCACAUUUGAAGCACUUUUCCUAUUUUGUCUGUUUCCUGGUGCUUAUUGUUAGUGUGAAAAAUACACGUCCCUUCAUCUGCCCCCUACCCUUGCUCGGGUGUGCUUUUGCUUUAACCUCUUCACUGCCUGAGAACAGAGGAUACUCGGCGAGACAUACAUGAAAAUGUGAUGUCCGUUAUCAGCAACAAGUCUAUUUCUUUAAAGAUCAGUGUCCGUUAUUGGGCAUAGCUCUUCCUGUUCUGGAUAAACAGCUUUGAUAAAUGUCCUACAAAUUCCAUCGUAUAAUUUAGAGCACAUGUAAUUACUGUUUUUUUUUUUUUUGUCUCUCGCUGGCAUCUUAUCAAAUUCCAUGUCUGAGUCUUUCAGUUUCUUUUUGUACGUCUAUCUCCCACCAGCUAUGUGCCCUCUAUAUGUAAUAGUUUGGGUGUGUCUCUCCCUAUCUUUCUCCUUCUAGGGGGAAUUCAGUUAAAUGCGAUAUUGAAUAGCUCGGAAGGGUACUGCGCCUAAAGAAUGCAGUUUAGCCGUGGUAAACAGCAUUCUCUGCCUUAAGUGUCGGAGCCAUGCUGUUAGCGCGUUCAGUAAGUGGCAUUCUCUGCCUUGAGUGCUGAAGACAUGGUGUUAGCGCGGUCGGUGAGCCUGAAACUCCCAUCAAUGCACUAGUUUUGUCAGAUUUCUACUCGCACCUCAGCAGAGUGCGUGCGGAAAUCUUGAAGUCGCCAGUUUACAGCGCUGCUACUUGAAGCUCCAGACACUCAUUCCCGCAGCUAUUCAAUAGUGUGUUAUAAUUGAAUUCCACCCUCUGUUUGGCUGCAUGUCUACUUCUCUUUCCUGUGCAUUCAGUCUCUGUCUUUCCUAUUAUUUUUUUUUCUCAUGUAAAAGCAAAGCAUACAUUAUUCCGCACCAGCAAUGAAGAGGUUAAAUGUCCAUUGUCCUUUAUGUCUGCCCUCCAUAUGGGAUUAAGUGCACUAACUGAAUUUACAAAGGCUUAUUUUGUCUUCUGUAUCUGUGCCCUAACAUACAGUCUGUCGGGGCCUCUGCCCUCACGCAGGAUUAUCUCAGUCCUUCAGUAGUAGAAAGGGGGAGGUUGCUGAGGAUACUCUUUGGGUACAGUUGAGGAUUAAUUUCUGCAGGCUUCCCAAGUGCAUCCCUAUGUCAUCUCUAGUGCUAUGCAAUUCCAUUGUAUGAAGAGAUCAGGACAUCAGGGAUAUAGAGAGGACUGUUAAAUAUAUGGGUAUUAAUCUUCACCAAGACCUGAUCUUGUCUUUUAAUGAACUCAUUUGCACCUGCUGACAUUGCCGGCAGAAUCUUUUAUUCAUCCGUUCCAUGGCAUGUUAAUUCAUCACUCUUGUCUGAGUUUGGAAAGGUCCGCUUACAAACUGCCAUUAAGCUGUACCAUUAUAUUAGCCACAUGACCUCUCAAGGUUUUUUUUUAAUCCCUGGAUAAAUAAUAUGCACCUUAGGUCCACAUUACUUGUAUACUGUCUUUUUGGGUGACGGACGUUUAGUAACACCCUCUCAGAGAAGCACAGAAAAAAAUCCAUCCUGAAUUAUUGCUAAUCUAAUUGUAUUGCUCACUAGAGAACAUGCAAUAAAUUUCUAAUCAUACAAUCACCAAAUAAAUAAGUGGGAACGGCAGCCAUAUUUAUAUUAGUCUCCAAAGGCCUAUAACAUGGUUAAUGAGUUCCAGAUUAUAAUGACCAUUGUAAAAUGCUUUGAGAAAGUUAAUAAUGGUUUAUGUCAGAAAGGGGGUGGUUUAUUAUAGCCAGAAUAAAUGAAUUUAGAGAUUUUGACGUUCCUCGGCCUGUAUGGCAUCAACAGAAUGCACUGCCAGACAGAAGCCAGUGGCUUCUUAUACUAACUACCAACCAGCAGGACUCACUUUGUAUGGACAAAAAGGUGCUAUCUAUAUUGGAGGUCCAAUCUUAUGACCAUCUUACUACUUUCAGUCCUCCUCAGGAUUUCGUACUAGGCGUUUAUAGUCUACCCUUUAUCAGACAACCUUGCGGUAGGUCAGAAAUAGUGACUUAUGACGUAUAUACUACGGUUUCAAACUAGCUUCAGCCUUCAGUGUACCCUGCCAUGACACAAGUCGCCCCGUUUCACUACCGUAGUGGAAGGGUUAAUAUUUUCUCGAUAAAAACUGUACAUUUUAUGUAAAGAACAAAAAAAAACUAUAUACUUGUGCACUUUUCCUCCUUCCAGUAUUGGAAAUUACAUAUAUAUGUAUAUGUUUUGCUUUGUGUAAAUGUAAUUUUGUAAGUGAAUUUGUUUUGGACUGAUUUUAUUUUUUACCCCCCAAACAGUGAAGGUGUUAUGUUUUUUUCUUUUGAUAAUUUAUUAUGGUAUAGGCCACACAGAGCAGUGUAAUGCCCUCUGGUUAUAUAGAUAGGAGACGUGGUUUAAAUCAAGUCACAUACGGUUGACCUGAGGUCUGAGCUGCUUAUUUUUGUUUGCAGUGUGUGUGUGUAUAUAUAUAUAUAUAUAUAUAUAUAUUUUAUGAAAAUACUAUUUAGUUGCAGCUGGAUGUUGUGAAUCUUCUGAAAACUUUUUAAAUCUUUUUGUAUCAGACUCUGAGUCCACAAUCAGUUGGAACGCAUGGGAAUCCUGUACUGGUUUCCUGACAUACUUACUCUAUAUCACAUCUACAUGUUUAUACUACUUACUGUGUCUUUCUGUUAUAUGAAUUGAUGUUACAUUUGGAAGAAAUGUUUUGGGGGUUUAUGGUGAUGUUUUUAGGGCCAUCGUUAGCAAUUUGUAAUUCCUAUAAGCAAUGUAAUCUCCUUUGGAAAAUUUCCUUUUUGAAAUAGAUUUUUUUUUUUAA